Molecule: messenger RNA, 622 nt
Organism: Homalodisca vitripennis (glassy-winged sharpshooter)
Lineage: Eukaryota; Metazoa; Arthropoda; Insecta; Hemiptera; Cicadellidae
Gene: MED10
Product: mediator of RNA polymerase II transcription subunit 10
Exons: 3
Coding region: 84-491 (135 amino acids)
Biological process (GO): positive regulation of transcription by RNA polymerase II
Cellular component (GO): mediator complex; chromatin
Molecular function (GO): transcription coregulator activity
Source: RefSeq, a predicted model, not a curated record
AACAGUACAGUACAUACUACAUACAGUACUCACUUAGCUUUCAGCGCUCAGCAGAAGUAGUUGUGAUCUGACAAAUAUUAGAAAUGGCGUCACCAUUGGAAGAUUUGGAAUCAAAAUUAGAAUUGUUUAUUGAAAAUGUUCGUCAAAUUAGAAUCAUUGUUGCAGACUUUCAGCCUCAAGGUCAAAAUGUAUUGAAUCAAAAGAUCCAAUCCCUGGUGUAUGGACUGCAAGAAGUUGACAAAUUGAAAUCUCAAGUGCAAGAAGUCCAUGUCCCUUUGGAAGUGUUUGAUUACAUUGACAACGGACGCAAUCCACAGUUGUACACCAAGGACUGUAUCGAGAAGGCACUCACAAAGAAUGAACAAGUGAAGGGAAAGAUUGAUGCCUAUCGCAAAUUCAAGGCUCACAUGAUGGUGGAACUGAAUACAGUGUUUCCUAAUGAACUGGCCAAGUAUAGAGCCAUUCGGGGGGAUGAACGACCUUUAACAUAAGUUUUAUUUUAGUUUGUUGUUUAAUCUGUGUAUACUUUGUUGUUUGUAUAUAAGGUUCAUAACAUCUUCAUCUAGUUUUAAUGUGAUUUUGAAUAUAUUUUAUAAACAAAAUAAAUUACUGACCUGAGAAA